This is a messenger RNA of Rhagoletis pomonella (apple maggot), 1464 nucleotides long. RefSeq names its product piggyBac transposable element-derived protein 3-like. The coding region runs from base 1 to 1464 and encodes 487 amino acids. The transcript is spliced from 5 exons. The record is from RefSeq and is a predicted model, not a curated record. Lineage: Eukaryota; Metazoa; Arthropoda; Insecta; Diptera; Tephritidae. Gene Ontology annotation, molecular function: sequence-specific DNA binding.
AUGGCUAUUAUUGAAGACUGGAGUGACGAUGAAACUGAAAUUGCUACAGUUACAAUUGUACCACCGGAAAAAGUUGACGAAAAUACCGAUGAAGAAGAUUUUGAUGAUGAUGUAAUAACUAUGGGUGAAUGCGAAGAUAUAGUGGAAUGUGCUGGAACAUUUGAGCUAGAUACGAUUGAAAAAUCUACAGGAGACUAUAUACAUCAAAAUGACCAUAUCGAAGAAGAUAACGUCACUGGUAUCGAAAUUUCGUCAGAUACAACACCAUCUACCUCAGAAAAUCCCUCCAAAAGGCAGCGAAUUGAGACAAAUGAAACACCAGUUAAAAAAUAUAAGCCCUUAUCAGCUUUUAGUAAGCCCAAGUGGGUGCAGAGAAAAAACCGUGACGGGACAUUCGAAUAUGAUAUUUCCCCUACAACCGAGCCAUUGGAUGAUGUUAAAAAAAACUUGGCAGAAACCUUCCAAAGCAAAACCCCAUUGGAAUUGUUUUCACUCUUUUUUGAUAACGAAGUCCUUGACAUGAUUAUCGAAGAAACAAGUAGAUAUGCUCAGCAGAAAAACGAACACUUUCGCAUUGAUCAAGUUGCUUUGAAGCGAUUUCUUGGUAUUUUAAUUUUAUCAGGAUAUCAUACUUUGCCGACAACUCUUGACUAUUGGUCAACAAACCCAACAUUAGGAGUACCUAUCGUGAAAGUAUGCAUGUCCAGGAAUCGUUUUCAAGAUAUCAAGAGGUUCAUCCAUUUCGGGAACAACUACAAUCUUGAUUCGACAGAUAAAAUGGCUAAGGUAAGACCAUUGUAUAAAGUUAUGAACGCAAAAUUUAUGCAAUUUGGUGUUUGGGAGGAGAAGCUUUCAAUCGAUGAACAAAUGGUUCCAUACUUUGGACGUCAUUCUUGCAAAAUGUUCAUACGUGGGAAACCCAUUCGUUUCGGCUACAAAUUGUGGUGUCUGUGUUCGGCUUCUGGCUACCUUUAUAAUUGUAUACCAUAUGCUGGAGCAGCCGAUAAAUACGACAAGCAGGUUGGAUUGGGAGCAGAUGUGGUUUUACGCUUGCUGGAAAAUGUUGGAUUCUGCGCAACUGGCACCGUACGGGCAAAUCGUAUUGGAGGUGCACAACUUAAAACUGGAAAGCAAUUAGAGAGGGGCAAUCAUGACUACCAAUUUGAUAACAACAAUAAGAUUUUGGUUUGUCGUUGGCAGGACAAUAGCGAGGUUACGAUUGCCACAAACUUCGAACAAAUCAUGCCAAUGGUGCCUGUAAAAAGGUGGAAGAAGCAAAAAUCAAAUUCGAUACCUGAAGAUCCGGUAAUACAAUCGGACCAAGAAAUUGAAGAAAACAUGGCCCAAGACUCGGGAAAUGAGGCAUUAGGUAGCAAAGACAUUCAGGAAAAAUCUAAUGAAAAUAGAAAGGCCAAUGAAACCGAAACAAAAAAGUACAAUUUAAGAACCAGAAACAAAAUGUAA